CUACUAGCUCACAUAACCUUCCAAAGUAAUUUGAUUAACAAAUAUUUUAAAUCAGCGUUAUUACCUGUCAAAUUAUUCAGUUCAACUGUUUUAGUUUUUGUACAUUUCACUCAUUCUGCCUUUCGCUUACAUAAAUUUUUUGUGUCGUUUCCAUUUCACAUUUCGGGAAACCACUAAAUUAUGGGUCUUAUUGUCCAUUAAGAGCCGCAUAAUAAACCAGGCCUAAUAAUUUGAAGAGAAGUAAUAACAACUGAUUCCGAAGGUCAGAUAUUAGAUUAGCGAAGUUGUUUAGUAAAGUGGGGAUAAUAUAUUGGUGGAAUAGCUACUAUCAAAAUCGAAUAUCACCAGCCUAAACAUUUGGCUACUAGCGUAAACCCAGCUAACAUUGCGUUGCCGUAUCCGGCGAACGGAGAUAGCGUAUAGCAACAAGGAAGUAAAUAUUGUCGCGCGCGCAUAGUUAACAAGUGAGCGUUGAGUGCGCAUAUCAUCAGAGAAAAGACCAACAGUCGUUUUGUUUUCUUACGAACGUGAGUGUCUAUCUUGUGUUAGAAGUGGUUUCAGUGCGAAAUUUUUUUUCUGCUGUUCGCGCCGAAUGACAUUUCAAUUUUAAAAUACAAUAUGGCCGCCGAUUCGGGAAUGGAUACUUGCCCCUCGCCUGAAAUCGCUGAUUCUAGAAAAAGACCUCUGGACGGGGACGCGGAAAACGGAGAUAACAAACGAUCACAUUUUAGUUCAGAUGGAGGUUCUGAUGAGGAAAGAACAGCUUCAGGAGGAGAUGGUACUUUCCACUUCAAAUUAUUGGUACCAAGCGUGGCGGCCGGCGCAAUCAUCGGCAAAGGAGGCGAAACUAUUGCUCAGCUGCAAAAAGAAACCGGAGCCAGAGUUAAAAUGUCAAAAUCGCACGACUUCUACCCAGGUACGACAGAACGAGUAUGUUUGAUAACCGGUAGCGUCGAAGCUAUUUCGAAUGUUCUCGAUUUCAUUAUAAAUAAAAUCAAAGAGAAACCGGAUCUGACGAAAACGCUGGUCGAUACCGACAAUAAGAUGCACGAAAGGGAGAGACAAGUUAAGAUAUUGGUACCGAAUUCUACGGCCGGUAUGAUUAUAGGCAAAGCGGGAAAUUACAUCAAACAGAUUAAAGAAACCAGCGGAUCUUAUGUACAGAUAUCUCAGAAAUCCAAAGAUAUUAGUUUACAAGAAAGAUGCAUCACCGUUAUUGGAGAUAAGGAGCAGAAUAAGCAGGCCUGCAUGAUGAUAAUAAGUAAAAUAGUCGAAGAUCCUCAGAGCGGUACAUGUUUGAACGUGUCUUAUGCCGAUAUAAACGGACCGGUAGCGAAUUUCAAUCCCACCGGAUCCCCAUUCGCCAAUCAACAACCGGGAAACGCUUUCAACGCUUCCGCAACGAGUCUCAACGGCGGAUUGGGAACGGCAGUUUCUCAAAGUCUCUUACUCAACGGCGGCCUCAAUCUCAAUCUUAAUUUGACCGCUCCCGGACAGAAUAUAUCGAACGUUACUGCGCAGUUACUGGAUCAUAUCAAAAUGCAGUUGAGGUCUAGCGGAUUAGCCGACGCCCAAAUCGUCGAGAUUUGUGCCGCACUUGCGGUUCUGGCCAAAAAUGGUGUGAUUUCCGUAGGAUUAGGUAUAAGUCAGCCACACCCUGGAACGAUACCAGUGUCUAAUUAUCUUAGUCUUAUGGACGGAUCAGCACAAAAUGCCGGCGCCGGUGUGUUCGGAGCUAUUGGACAAGUCAGUUUAGGUGAUUGCUUAGGUACCAACACCGCGGCUCCAAGGACGAACCUAGAACGUUACGAAUCACCGUUCGAUCCGUUUAGGCAUCAAGUUUCCGCGGCCACAGCACCAAUUUCGUUGAAUAACAACAGCUUUGGCUUAGGUACUGGACAGCAGGUAGCUGUUUUGAGCAAGAGCCCCACUCCUGCCGAACUAAAUGGUACAAAGGACUCCAAGAAUGUUGAAAUCGCCGAAGUUAUAGUAGGCGCAAUCCUUGGACCUGGUGGUCGAUCGCUAGUAGAAAUCCAACAAAUAAGUGGUGCCAGUAUUCAAAUAUCUAAAAAAGGUAUUUUCGCUCCUGGCACCCGUAAUCGUAUCGUUACCAUAACGGGCAACCCUCAUUCCAUAUCGACCGCCCAAUAUUUAAUCGAACAACGUAUAAACGAAGAAGAGAUGAAGAGGGCGCGCAACAACGGACUGGGUACACUAGCGAUCCAGUGAUCGAAGGAAGAAGAAAAUAUUAACAUAACCUCAGUUUCGUGUACAAGCAACAUAAAUCCUUCGAAGGGAUAUUCUUGGUGCGAUGACGAGUAGUGUAAAAGUAAUGGGUGUAGUGCAUUUAGGGUGUUCUUUAAAACGUGUAUUUUCUUCAAACAAAAAGUCAUCGAAUUUUGUUGCUCUUCCAAUACAUUCCCAUUUAGAAUUUGGCAACAUAAUCCACUUUUUUUACUGAUAAAUUUGUCGUUAGUGAGAAGAAAAAAGUACACGUUUCAAAUAUUACCCUAAUUCUUAUUUUUUUCCUCUAAAAAUUAUGUUUUCUAGUAUAAAGAGUCUUGUGAUUGUUUUUGUGUUUGUAAUUGGUCUUUUUCCAGUUCAUUUCUUUACUAUUUUUUACUAAAUUUUUAUAUAUGUCUUGUGAUUGUCAUUUUUCUUUUUAAACAAUUGAGAAAUGGGAAAAGACUUUUGUGUAAGUAUUUUAUUUUUGUGUUAUAUAUACUGUACUGUACUUUGUACAGGAUAAUAAUCUUGUUUUUAUAGUUUUUUUUUCAAAAAAUUGAAAUAUAUAUUAUUAUACAAAGGUUUAUAAUAUGUUUACUUGUACAUGUAAAUUUUAUUUUUGUUCAAAUGGACCAAAUCCAAGUCAUAUUGUUGUUUUCCUUCAGUGGCGUUCAUUGAAGAUGGUACACCACUGAAUUUUAUGUAUAUUUUUGUUAUAAACUAUUAGAAAUCAUAUGUAAUCUUAAAAAAAAAUUAAUUGCAAAUUUAUUACUCCAAAUUAAUUCAUUGAAGUUUAUUGACUUCAAUAUAAAUGAAAAAUUGGUCGCUGAUAAUUAUAAUAAUUUGAUAUGGAGAAAUAUUUGCCGUUUAAUUUAAUUAUUAUGUAAAGCGAUCUGAUUUUUUACAGGUAGAUUUAGAAUUUUGACAAAUUUUAAAUCGAAAAUGUGAUGAAAUCAUUCAUGUUGUCCCUUCCGGUUUCUGUACCUAUCAUUCAGUUUCCAUAUUUCAUAUACAUAUUAUGUAUAUAAUUUUAUCAAUCAUUAUAUCAUAAUACCGUAAAAUAGUAACACUGUAAAACUUUCUAAUGUUACAUUGUUGCCAAUCUCCUAACAUUAAUCUAGUUAUUAAAUAAGGGCAAUCUAGGGUUUCGUUGUUUAUUAAAGUCUUAAACCAAAUAUUUGACAUCACAUGAUUUUAGUGCACUCAGGUUUACUUGUUGGAUGAUUGCCUAUAUAUUAGUUACAUUAACAUAUUUUUUUUAUAUUGUGAUUGGUAAUUUGUAGAGAAGGCAAACAAAUAAGUCAAGGCAUUACUAACUAUCAAAGGAUUAUCUUUUCUAUAACAGUUUUCAUUCUAAAUAACCAUUUGAAAUGUUUUUUUCCACUUUUUAAACAAGCUUCUUGAUAUUGCCAAUAAUUAUAAUAGAAGAUUGAAAAUGCUGGAAAACAGUUUGCCUUCUUUUACAUUGAAUUUUCCGAAAUGUGUACCUGCGACUAACCUCAAAAUACUAUAUUUUUUUGCUCGUUAAAUAUAAUGCAAGAAUAAAGUUAAUUUUGAGUUGAACGGAAUCGUAAAUUUAACCAAAAAUUUUAGUUGAGUUCUAUUUUUGGCUAUAUUAGAAUCUACGAUUUCGUAAACUGUUACCAAUCAUGAGUAUUUAUAUAUAUAAAAAAAAUCGUCUAUAUUGAGAUAAAGAGGGCAUAUAUUAAUAGAAUAGAGUAGUGUACAUAGUCAUUUAGCAAAUUAGUCAUCUAUUUCACUUCUAAACAUAUUUCUCAUAGAUCUUUCAUCAUAAACAAUUUAUGAUAUACGGAAUAUUAAACUAUACAAAGAUAAAUGUGACUCAAAUCAUAUAUUGUUGUUAUAGCAUGUUGUUAAUAAUUGUUAAUGUUUGAAUACACAUCUUGUACUAGCGUUAUUUAACUUGGCUGCCAAUCAAAAAUAAAUUUUACCAAUAGAAUCAUGCUUGCCCAAUUAACAUACUGAGUUAUCAAUUAAAAGUGAUUAAACGUUUCAGAUUACCCUAAAAAACAGUGCCAAUAAACCUAUCUACUUAUAAAUCAACUUUAGGUAGAAUAUUUGCAGCUGCUAAAAGAAGAUGAGAAAAAAAUUGAAAAUACAACCAGUAUCGGAAUAUAUAUUGGGUUGGCGACGAAGUUAUCUCGGUUUUGUAGUAUAAAAUAAAACACUUUUUUUAGAAAGAAUAGUUUUUAAUCAAUUAUAUAUUUUCCAUUUUGCUCAUCGAUCUUUUGAUAUUCUUCUUCCAGCUUCAUGAUUUCGCUCCCAUAAAAUUUCUGGUCCUUAUCAGCAAAAAACUAUAGAUGGUAAUCAGAUGGUGCCAGAUCAAAGCUGUAUGGGGAACGGUUCUUCUUUGGCGAUUCCGUUUUUUAACAGUGAUAUUUUUUCCAGUAUUAUGUGGAGAGGUGGGAGAUUUAGAAUCAUGUCUAGUGCAGCUGUUGGGCAUAAUUUCAUUGCCUAGGUUGCACAUAAGCAAGCCAGUUCUUGUACCUUCGAGAGAGAUUGUUCCUUAUGGUAUUCAGACUAGUUCUAGUAUUCCAAACCACUGCCCCAUAUGUGAUGAUUGGUCUCACAGUUACCAUCUACGUCCACAGUAAGAUCUUUGAGUUACAACCCCAAUUCCUCCCAAAGUUUCUGCACACCAUCGGGGCUUUUGUGGCUUCGAUUCACCCUAUAGAAUAUAUUUCUAAAUAAUAAGUGGAAAAUAAAAAGUGCCUAUAUAUAUUUUUUGAAAGCACUUCUUAGUUUAACUAUUUUUACAUUAUCUUUUAGAAUAAAAGUGAACCAAAUGGGUCAGUUUAGGAACGUCAAUUUUAGAAUUUCAACAAGAAUAAUUAUUGAGAAUGUUUCAAAAGAGCCUAGUUAAAAAAUGCUAGUGAAUUUAUACACAUUCAUAGUUUUCUCGUCUAAAUGUUUGUGAUGGCCAUAUACUUGGAUUAUUAAGUAAGUAUAAUCACUUGUAUUGUAAUUUUAUGGAACAGUUAUAUUUAAUGUUACAAUGAUGAAAUUUUAGUAGAUAACGGGUGACAUGUUAUUUAUAGUUGUUGCUUGAGGUACAUUCUCAGAUUAGGCUUCUCAUACCAUACUUGUACAAGCGUCUGGUUAUUUUUCUCCAAAAAAGCUUCAAAAAUAUCUAGUCAAUAUUAUUUCGUUGAAUAUUAUUGCAAUUAAUGUACUAUACAGGGUGUCAAACAUAAGAUGACCCAUAUACUUUUCUCAAAACUUGUAGGAGCUAUCAAAAAACUUCGAUUACAAAAGUUAUUGUAUAUAAAGUAAUUUUUAGAUUAUUUAUUUUCGGAAUGUUGAAUGGAACGCCCUAUAUUUUACUGCAUUUUUUGAUUUAGUGGUUAAAAGAAAAGUAACUUUCAUAAGACCGAUCUAUUUAAUUUCCCAUGGUUUAGAAAAAUCUAAAAAUUACUUUAAAUACAAAAAACUUUUGUAAUUGAGGUUUUAAAACUGAACCGAACUGAAAAGCUCAAAUGUAACGAAUCGAAAUGUGCUCAGCAGAACAAAAAUAAUCUAACACUGUAUAUUUCAUUCGCUGCUAAAUAUAAUGUGAAAAAUAGAUAUAUUUUGACUUUAUAUUUUGAAAUAUAUAUAUAUAUAUAUAUAUAUAUAUAUAUAUAUAUAUAUAUAUAUAUAUAUAUAUAUAACCAGAUAGCUUAUACAAUGAAAAUUUCCGCAAAAAAUACUGUUGCUGUGAUAUUCACAUCUGUUAAGUAAUUGUGAGGGUAUCGUUGCCCGUAUGUGCGCUUUUUCUAAAUUUGUCGUGUUAGUGAUACAAAUAUUAGCCGGAAUUUCAUCGUUCUAGAUACAAUAUAUCUCCUCAUCAUACUUUAUUUUCCACGAUUCCAAAUUUACACUCGAUAUUUGGAUAAGAUCAGAAUGUAUCGAAAGUCGUAAGUAAAAUUUGUUGGCACUUGUUAAAACGUUUCAUUCUUACAUGAAGGCAGCGUCGGAUUAAGAAGUAGGGCCCCACUUAAGGAAAUAAAAAUCAACUCUGAAAUAUUUUGGAACAAAUUUUGGUAGGGAUCCAAUAUUGCUUUUAAAAUUAAUGAUCAAAUUAGUUAUUUUGCGAGGCCCACGCUUGCUCGGGGCCCGGGGCUUCAGUCCCCCUUAGACCCUCUCAAAAUCCGACGCUACAUGCAGGUAUCAUAUAUAGAUUUCCAGUCUUAGAGCUAAUCAUUUUGAUAUUAUCCACUUUUGAAUGCAAAGUUAACAUUUAAACAAUUUUUUUCGGAAGUAGAAGUAGUUUAGAGAAUUUAUAAGAGAGUUUCCAAAUUGAUUAUUCUCAUUAGAGUGCCUUCUAUUGGAAUUAGAAUUGUUAUUAAAUUUUCUGUAUGUUGACACAAAUAGAUUAACAUUUUAUAAAUUUAUUUCCUAAUAAGGAUACAUGUGUGUUAUGGAUUUAUAUAAUCCUUUGAUAGUCCAGGCUACCAAGGUUUUCAUCUCCUAUUUCCACGAACCUACAUCAAUUUUAAUGAAAUUUUGACAGUAUGUAUGAAAUACCUUAAAAAGCAAAAUCUAUUCUACGCUGAUGUGUACUUUUGCUUUAAUGGUGAGGUUCACCCCAACUAGUUGAUCUUUCUAUGAAAAACGAAAGGGUGAAGUGAUAAUUCUUCUUGGGGGGUGUAUAUUUGUGUAUUUCUUUCUUUGGUAAAAAAAGUGAAUUUGACGAUUUUUGUUCGUUUUCAGUUUUUUUUUGGUAUAUAUAUAUCUACAAAAACAGCCAUUUUUAACACUUUUUCUUCUGUUUUACUUUUUCAUUUGCUGGUAUAUACUAAAAUGGCACUUUGGGUUCUUUUUUUAAUAAAUACGUACAAAACCAGCUAUAUUUGUUACUUUUUUUGAAAAUAAGAGUAAGUCAAGCUUAAUUCCAAAUUUUCGAGGAAAUACCUCAUUUCUCCUUUGGUAGCCUGGACUAUGAUCUACAAUAUAACAAAUGCCAUUUGAUUGACAUAAAAAGAAGUACUCAAAAUAAAUUAGAUUCAAGACAAAUAGCUGAGGAUAGAUGUGAAAUAUUUUGGAUUGAAUGAUUAUGAUAAAUGUACUUUACUUGCUUACUAAGCCUAAUUCUAUGAAACUAUUUCAUUCAUAUAGGAAUUUAUUAUCUAUAUUUUAUUUAGAGAUACAAUAUACAAUCUAAUCUAGCAUUCCUAUAUAUCUAUAUGAUUUGUCCUAUCUGUAAAAUCGCGUAAAGCAUUACACUACAGAUUUAUUGAACUUCCGAAAAAAAUAGUUUCAAUUUUCAUUAAAACCCCGCUUUAUGUUUUCAUCAAAACAUUAAGUUACAUAUUCAUGGGUUUGUAUUUAAUACAUCAAAAAAAAAACAAUGUUAUUUGUAAAUAUUUUAUUUUUAUAUAUAUGUAGGUAUAUUAUUCAUUUAUAUAUAUAUAUAAAGUUUUUCAGUAAUUUUUUUGUUUAAAAUGUUGAAGAAAAAAAUAUAUGAGUAAUGUUGAUAUUUGCAUGUAUAAAAGUUGAUGUUGAUAUAUAUAUAUAUGUUUAAAAUAUUAUUCAAAAAGGCCUAUAAACAGUUGACUGGUCAUAUAAUUGUUAGAAACGUGGGGAUUCACAAAUUUUAUACAUAAGCAAGCAGAAAGUAUCUGCUAUGUUAAUGGUGUGAAUUGCGAAUUUCUACUAGUUUGAAUUCAUUAUACUAUAAUAUCGCAAAAUAUGUCAAUUUCAAACUAAAAUCAACAACAAUUAUUGCUCCAAAAUCUUUUAUUCCAUGAAAAGUGAAAAAAAAACUGUAAUGAAUUUAAACGAGUAUCAAAAAUUGUGAGAAGCACGGGUCAAAUAGAAAUGGGUGAUAUAUUCUUAGCUUUGUUUAUGAUUCGAUGUGUAAAUACUUCAUUAAAACGCACAUUUUAUUACUUAGGGUGAUUUAUCUUUCUUAGUUACUUCAUUUUAGUGGUAAAAACAAGACUAUAAGUUCAUAAACUUAUAGCCAUCUUAAACUUUUUAUUUAUACUUUUAAAUUUUAAAAAGUAAUAAUAGUAAGUUUUUACAUACCUGUAAAUUGCCGCAAACAAAUUUCCAAUUUUAAUACAACUAGUAUUGUAGUUUUCAAGACUAUUUGGGUAAAGGUGACUGUUAUAUGGAGACAUUUAAGAGCAAAACUAAGAAAUUCCAGUCAUCAUAAGUCAUCAAAUAUUUUUCUAUGUCUAUUUAUUCAACGAAAGUCCCACACCAAAUAGACUGGAAAAGUAUGUCAUCAACCAUUUUGCAACCUGUUUGAUUACUAAUGUUCUAUUAUGAAAUUAGAGAAACGACAGUUCUUUUUAUUAUUGUAAUGAAAACAAACCACUGCAAAUCUAAAAUAUGUUCGUACACAUAAACUAUCUCACAAUAUCAAUUAUUUUUGUGAGAUUAACAAAUCUGACUCUCUAACCUAACUUUUCUUCUUCUCUUCUAAUUCUACAAUACAGAAUAUUACACUUACUUUUGUACGUUUGCGUAUACAUCUACUUAUUACCUCAUAAUACAAUGGAACGCAGCAUUUUUGAUGAAUUAAAUCGACAACAAAAUUGGGAAAAUAGAAAAAAAAGUAAUAUAUUGCGAAAAAAUUCAAUGUCAUCAAGUUGUUUUACCCAUACUAUUGAUCUCGACUGCAGAUGUAGAAGACAAAAAACUUAGGAUAGGCAAUCUGUAAAUGCAGUAGGAAUCCAACUAACAUUUAUAUUUGUUACUAUUAUAUUAAUAAAAUGAUUUAUGAAUAACGUCUCUAGAAGUAUAGAAAAUUAACUCACCCUGUACUUUAGAAAUUGUGCGUUCUGUAUAUUUCCAACUUAUUAUCGACAUAAUUUAUAUUAACAUAUGUUAGAAAUUACAAAAAAUUCAUCAGCAAUGGUUACCAAUUUCGCACUUUUUCUGUUUUCGCAAAUAUUUUGUAUCAUGAUAAAAUUUAGCAACAUGAUUUUUUAUUUCAUUUUAUCAUUUCUGUUAAAAAAAAGUAGGUAGUCGGGGAUAAAUAUAUAAAUAUAUUGUUAAACACAUUAGAAAUUUCAAUAAAAUCAUAGUGCCAUAUUACGUAUUAUUCAUGAAACCUCAUCUCAUCUCCACAUCCAUUUUUCCAUUCUUUUUUUUUAGUUUUAUAUACUGAGAUAUACGGUGUCCCAGCAAUUUUUACAUACGUAAUCAUCAGAUCACGCUCAAUAGACUACAGGAGUGUUGACGUCACACAGCGCCAUUAUUAGCGAAUGUCAGAAAUCUCUUUCCAAACAAAGUUUUAACUGCGUUGACUAUCGUAUACAUGUUUAGUGAUUUGUGAUUUUUUCGUAUUUUAUUUGAUAAAUUUUGCAAAAAAAUACCUUCUGGCACAAAACACAUUACCAUCUUAUACAACAAUGAACUAAUCAAAAACUUUUUAAAUAACUUUAAAGAACAUUCACUACCUCACAAACUUUGAAAAGUGAACUAUAACAAUAUGACGACCGUGACGUCAUGCUCCGGUUGUCUAUAGUUGUCUAACCAAUAUUAUGUCAAAAGUCAUACAUAUACAUUUAACAAUUAUACAAAGAAAUUUGUUGCUUCACUUGAAAAACCGAGAAGCAGUUUUCUCCAAAAAGUGAAAAAAAUUGUAUAUUAGAAAAUCGGUACCUAAAUAUUUACUAUAUUUAAAAAGAAAUGCAAGGUUGAAAACAUAUGAUUUAACAUUAUUAUAACAUAGAGUUUUAGUUUAAUUAAAAUAUCUACAGAGAAAUAUUUGUACAUCUAAUUAAUACUUAUCUACUCUAAAAAUUUUGAUAAUUUUUGGCUAUUAAUAGAGACAUUGGAUAUGCUAGAAAAUUCAACAAUCUUGCAAACCUUUUUACGAGUUUUAUUUGUGAAGAACAAUUACAUCUUUAGUAGCAAAGCUUCAGGAACUAUUAUUAUUCAAUAUAAAAUACAACCUCAAAUUUCAAACGCUUCUUAAAAUCUCACCCAGUAUUUGAAAUAAAAUUUCAACAACUACAGAACUUUUCGGAAACUAUGUUCGUGUCAACCCGAUCAUUAUCUAAAUGUUCGGAAACUAACCUGGAUCACAUUCACUGUUGUUCGGAAACUGACAGAGUUGAUCGAGUCGUAGUCGUACUAUAUGGUCCUUUCUACUUUAGUAGACCGUUGAUAAAUGCGAUCAGCUGAUGUAUUAUUUGUCUAUGGUCUUUUGAACUUAUAUUAAUUCUCAUGGGCAGAAUGUAUCAUAGAACUAAAUGGAAAAUUAGACAUCUACAUCUAGAAUAGAAAUAAUAAAUGUUUUAAAUUUGAAAUUUAUGCCGAACAUUGAACGCGACGUUCAGAAACUGUGAUCUAAACUCGUUUGGGGUUAGUAACCGCAAUCAGCUGAUUAGUGAUCUAUCUGAAUCCGAGUUAUAGUUUCCGAAGAGUCUUUACGUAACUAAAAGUUUGACGAGCAUAUUCAUACGUACUUAUACGAACUGCGCUUGCCCAUGCAAGAUUGGAAAACUUCCGAUUACGUCAACUUAACAAUGUUGUCUAGAGAUGUGGAAAGUAUAGUUAUUUUGUACUCAUUUUAGUAAGGAAUAAAAAAAUUAACUUUUUGAAUAUUAACGAGUAGACGAAGGCAAAACACAUUAUUUUAACGUAAUUGUAAAGUUCGUACAAAUGUCUUUUUGUCGUUGGAUUUUUUUCAAAACUAAACACAAAAACUCAAGAAAAAACGCUGUUUUGUUUGAAAAUUUAUAAUUUGGUAUAAAAACCGAAAUUAAACACAAAUCUACUUUUUCAAAAACUAAUUUAUAAAGACAAAACCUUUUUGUUUGUGUUGAAAGUAUUUUUGCUUAUCCAAUGUAUUAUGCAUAGCAUCAUUCGACUGCUCUUGAUAAAAAAUUACAUCUCUAUCACAAUAUUUUGUUGGCGUAUAUUCAGGUCCCUUCACACGGUCUUAUCAGUUCUCAGUCGACCUGUCCGUUUCAGUCUUGGAUUGCAUAUCGUCAAUAUGAAUCACAUUCAUAUAGUUAUUAGUAUUGCACAUAAUAUAUCAUGUAAUAAUUUUGCAACAUCAUGGCUUUAGCUUUGACGUUGAUGAAAUCGAGAAAAAGAAGAAGACAAUGGAUUAAAGCUUGGUACUUCAAAUGAAAUUCCAAGUUAAUAAAAGAAUUCUAAUUACAAUAAAGUUAAUGGCUAAAACAAUUAACGGAUGACUGAGGAUGCAUAUCUCGUAUUAUUACGUCUUAUAUAAAAGCGGGAUAUGAAUACGAUGUGGGCUUUAACAUCCUUUUUUGCAUUGUGACACAAAAAUGGACAUGCUUUAUAACAAAUUGGUGAUUCUUCGAUAUAUUUAUAGAAAUAAAUAACCACCAAAUAUAGACAGAUUCAAACUGAGGCAUGAGCAUGAAUCUAAAAUGUUUGCUUUUAUAAAAAAAUUCUUUGAACUGAAAUCAAACAAAUAGAUCUAUCAAUCCCGUUAGUUUUCCGUCUGAGUUUGCGUUUCCUUUCAGUUUCAAUCUUUUUACACCUAGGAAAAAUUGACAGUUCGAUUGAGAGUGAACUGAGAACUGAUACAACCGUGUAAAAGAAUCUUUUAGUUGGGACGCGUUUUUUAGAUGUAAGUUAAGUGGGGAUUAUUGAGUUUUACAUAGACGUUGCCACAUUUCAUUUUUUUUUCGUGGCAAAAAUCUUAUGAAUUCGUUAAAAAGGUACAAAAAAUUGUAGUCGACAUUUUUAGUAUAUUUUUAUUUUCUUUUUUCUUAAAUAUCAAGAAAGUGAAAAAAUUGUGAUGUUUUGUCUCAUCCCCUUUUUAUUAUUUUUUGACAAAUAAACUUCACAUAUCUUAUUUUUUGGAAAUAUAAACAGAGAAGGUAUUUACGUGUUUAUUUCAUUAAAAAUUAUUGAUGAAAUUUUAUUGAAAAAUAAGAAAUUAGUUAUGACUUUUCUCGUAUUAUUGGUUUGAAAUUUUUAAAAACUAUGGGAUUACUGUUAUCACUUUAUUUUUUUUACCAUAAUGGUAAUGUGAUAUUUGUAGGGAUUCUUUUUGUACUUAUCAGUACAUCUGCAUUCGAAUUCACCCCUACCCCCACCUUUUCAUUCCAUAUAAAAAUUUAUAUAUUUUUUUUUCGUGAAAAAAAUUGACUGUUAUUUAUUAAAAAUUUUUUGUAAAA
Molecule: messenger RNA, 12344 nt
Organism: Diorhabda carinulata
Lineage: Eukaryota; Metazoa; Arthropoda; Insecta; Coleoptera; Chrysomelidae
Gene: pasilla
Product: RNA-binding protein Pasilla
Exons: 10
Coding region: 619-2229 (536 amino acids)
Biological process (GO): mRNA splicing, via spliceosome; regulation of alternative mRNA splicing, via spliceosome
Cellular component (GO): cytoplasm; nucleus
Molecular function (GO): mRNA binding
Source: RefSeq, a predicted model, not a curated record